Benincasa hispida (wax gourd) is the source of this 732-nucleotide messenger RNA. RefSeq lists its product as uncharacterized. NCBI's taxonomy places the organism in Eukaryota, Viridiplantae, Streptophyta, Magnoliopsida, Cucurbitales, Cucurbitaceae. The record is from RefSeq and is a predicted model, not a curated record.
AUGUCUAAUGCGGGAAAACCUGCGGUGAACGCACCAUUCCCUAGACGCUUGAUGAAGAGGAAUGAUGAACAACAAUUUAAGCAUUUUCUUGAACUCCUAAGGCAACUGCAUAUCAAUAUUCCACUUAUAGAGGCCUUGGAUCAAAUGCCAAAAUAUGUCAAAUUUUUUAAGAACAUUUUGACGAAGAAAAGGAGAGUCAGCGAGAUGGAGGUAAUUGUGCUAACGCAGGAAUGCAAUGCGUUAGUAAGCAACAGUCUACCCAAGAAACAGAAGGACCCUGGGAGCUUCACAGUUCCGUGCUCGAUAGGAGGGUUGGAUGUGGGACAUGCGUUGUGCGAUUUGGGAGUAAGAAUUAAUCUCAUGCCACUCUUAAUCUUUAAGAAACUGGGAAUUGAUGAAGCACAACCCACUUCUGUUACUCUUCAACUCGCUGACAGAACAAUCAAAUACCUUGAAGGAAAGAUUAAAGACGUUCUGGUAAAAGUUGACAACUUCAUAUUCCCAGCAAAUUUUAUCAUCUUGGACUAUGAAGUAGAUAGGAAUGUACCAAUUAUCCUUGGACGCUCCUUUCUAGCUACUGGAAAAGUUUUAAUAGACGUGCAUAAAGGAGAAUUGACUAUGCGUGUAGGCAAUCAUGAGGUGAAGUUUAAUGUGUUAAACACAUUAAAAUUCCCAAACAGUGAAGAAUGUCAACUGAACAGUAUAGAGUUGCCUGAAGAAGAAGUGACCUAA